AUGGCUUUAUUAUUUGCUACUGUAGCGGGUGCCAUGCUUAUGGUUACAUUUGCUGUACCAAAUCCUUGCGUUCACGAAUGCCCACCAGCUAUUCCACAGCAGUGUAAUCCUGUACCAAUAGUCUGUCCACCACAAUUACCCUGUCUACCACCAUUACCGUUACCACCACCACCACCACCCAUAUGUCCACUUCCUUUACCAUGUCCUGUGCUACCUCCUCUAUUACCACUUCCACAACUUCCAUGCCCUAAUCUAUGUCCUCCGAUUCAAAGUGAAGGUAAUCUGAUUAGUUUACAGACUCAACCUGCAUUAUUUGCUGAAAAUUCUUGCUGUACAGCUUGUCGCAAUCCAUGCAGCUUCCGUUCAAGAAAACGACGUGAAGUCGGUACACGUGCAUUUGAAAGAGCUGCAGAAAAUUUAAAAGAUGAUCCAGUUUGUAAUAAUGCAGUUUUGAGGAACAUCAUCAAAGAGAAUCUCGUGGAUGACGUAUGGUCAGCGAAAGAAAUGUUACAAAAAGCUAUAAGAGCGAAAUUCCCAUCCACAAUAUCAUAUAAUAUUGUUUGUGCUACGGGUGACUUAGCUUACACGGCUCACACGCAUGAUUUUUGCUUAGUUCAGCAUAACAACGUGUCGUGUUAUGUUUUCAGGCCUUUUUAA
Molecule: messenger RNA, 657 nt
Organism: Thelazia callipaeda (thelaziosis nematode)
Lineage: Eukaryota; Metazoa; Nematoda; Chromadorea; Rhabditida; Thelaziidae
Source: the annotation of a GenBank genome assembly